This is a messenger RNA of Candidula unifasciata, 753 nucleotides long. The record is from the annotation of a GenBank genome assembly. NCBI's taxonomy places the organism in Eukaryota, Metazoa, Mollusca, Gastropoda, Stylommatophora, Geomitridae.
UUGGAGACUUUCUUCGCUCUUCCCCCGAAAGAGAGAAAGUUUGUCCCACGGAACCCCCAAAGACUGCACAAUUUGUUAGAUCUUGAGAAUGUAUUCAGUAGUGGAUCUAAACAAGCAAAGGUUCCUUGUGAUGAAGAGGAAGAAAAUCCCAAAGAAGUGCAGGACACCACACUUCUGGUUCAUUUUUUUGGCCGCAGUGGCAAGGAUGUCCUGAAGUACCAGGACUUUCACAGGUUCAUGGAAAAUCUUCAAAGCGAAGUGAUAGAGCUGGAGUUUCUGGAGUUCUCCAAAGGGAUGAGCACCAUCUCUGAGGUGUCUUUUGCCAAGAUACUGCUCAGGUACACAAGCCUGGACAGAAGUGAUGUGGAGGAAUGCCUAGAGAGGGUUCGGAAGAAGAUGCCUAAUGAAAAGGGAAUCACAUUUGAUGAGUUCAAGAAGUUCUGCCAGUUCCUCAACAAUUUAGACGAUUUUGCUAUUGCCAUGAAAAUGUACACCUAUGCCCAGCAGCCGGUCUCACAGGAAGAGUUCCAGCGGGCCGUGCUAGUGUGUACAGGAUUCAGCCUGAGUUCGCACAUUGUCCAGACGCUCUUCAACAUCUUCGAUACAGACGGAGACGGGAAUCUCUCCCACAAGGAGUUCAUCUCCAUCAUGAAAGAUAGGCUUCACAGAGGAGCUCGAUCCCACCUGAUGCACAACCAGAAUGCGCUGGAUGCUUUCAAGACGUGUGUGAAGAAUGAAAUGCGCACAUUCUGA